Messenger RNA from Lotus japonicus, 1856 nucleotides. RefSeq names its product hydroquinone glucosyltransferase-like. The transcript has a single exon. Gene Ontology annotation, molecular function: UDP-glycosyltransferase activity. The coding region runs from base 206 to 1675 and encodes 489 amino acids. The record is from RefSeq and is a predicted model, not a curated record. Lineage: Eukaryota; Viridiplantae; Streptophyta; Magnoliopsida; Fabales; Fabaceae.
CUUGACUUGAUUUACAUGCCCUCUUUUAUUUUGCCAUUUGCAAAUAUGCUUUUAAGCUUUCAUCGGACUAUAAUAUGUACCAGUCAACCAUCUUUUGCUGAAAUCUCAAGUCAUGGUUGGCUAGCUGACAUAAAUUACAAAAUAUAUAUAUAUAUAUAUUCCACAAAUUCAUAAGCUUGAAUUGAGCAACAGAGUCAGAGACUCCAUGGCCAAAACAAUUCACAUAGCAGCAGUUUCAAUCCCUGCAUUCAGCCACCAAGCCUCCAUCAUCGAGUUCUGCAAGAAACUCCUCCAUCUCCACCACCACUACCAUGUCACCUGCAUCUUCCCCACCAUCGACGCCCCCGUCGCCGCCACCCUCAAACUCCUCCAAUCUCUCCCUUCCACCAUAGACUUCAAAUUUCUCCCUCCAGUGAACAAGCAAGACCUCCCGCAAGAUGUUUCCCCUGCAGUGCAGAUCCAACUUGCAGUGUCUCAAUCCAUGCCAUCAUUCAGAGACACUAUGCGUUCAUUGCAUUCCACCACACCACAUUUAACUGCUUUAAUUGCUGACCCUUUUGCAAAUGAAGCAUUAGAAAUAGGAAAAGAGUUCAACCUCUUGUCUUACAUUUACUUCCCUCCUUCUGCAAUGACCCUGUCACUGUUCUUGCAUUUGCCAAAGCUGCAUGAGGAAGUUUCAUGUGAGUACAGAGAUCUCACUGAGCCUAUUCAGAUCCCUGGUUGCAUCCCUAUUCAAGGUCAAGAUCUCCCUGAGCACUUUCAAGAUCGGUCAAGCCUUGCCUAUGAUUUGAUCCUUAAACGAUGCAAAAGGUUCUCUUUAGCUGAUGGUUUCUUGGUUAAUAGCUUCUUAGAAUUGGAGGAAGGUACAGUGAAAGCCCUGCAAGAACAAAACAGAGGAAACAGAGGAGAAAACAGAGGAAACAGAGGAAAAAACAGAGGAAACAGAGAUUCCCCUGUUUUUCUGGUUGGACCAGUUAUCCAAACUGGGCCAAGUAGUGAACCAAAAGGGUCAGAAUCAGAGUACUGUGUGAGGUGGUUGGAGAAUCAGAUUCCAAAAUCUGUUUUGUAUGUGUCAUUUGGAAGUGGAGGCACACUCUCCCAAGAACAGAUGAACGAGCUAGCUUUUGGGUUAGAGUUGAGUGGUCAGAAAUUCUUGUGGGUUGUGAGAGCGCCUAGUGAUUCAGCUAAUGCAGCUUAUCUUGGUGUUGGAAAUGAAGACCCUUUGAAGUUCUUACCAUCUGGGUUCAUAGAAAGAACCAAAGGACAAGGGUUAGUUAUUCCUUCUUGGGCACCUCAGACUCAAAUUCUGAGUCACAGUUCAAUUGGUGGGUUUUUAACACACUGUGGUUGGAAUUCAGUACUUGAGAGCAUUGUGUUGGGGGUGCCAAUGAUUACUUGGCCAUUGUUUGCAGAGCAGAGAAUGAAUGCUGUUUUGCUAACUGAUGGGGUUAAAGUGGCAUUGAGGCCAAAGUUUGAUGAAAAUGGCAUAGUGAAAAGAGAGGAAAUUGCUGUGGUGGUGAAAGGUCUAAUGCAGGGUGAAGAAGGAAAUGGAAUUCACCAUAGAAUUGAAGUGCUCAAAGAGGCUGCUGCUGAUGCAUUGAAAGAAGAUGGGUCCUCCACUAGGGCACUGUCCCAAUUUGGCAACCAAAUUGAAAACUUCCUGGCACUAAAGUGAAUUAGUUUGCUUUUUGAGAGGAAAGUGAUAGAUAGUGGUUGGAUUUAGGAGAAUGAAAUUUUCUUAAAUUCUUUUGAUUUGAAUACUUUUUCAUAGCUGUUUUUUCAUUUUUUUUGUGUGAUUUUCUUAAUUUGUAUGGAUAUUUAUUGUCUUUGCAUAUUUGCAUGGUUGACUCUUGACA